AGGUGUCAUCCGAUCUGGUCCCGUUGAAGUUCUGAUGGACUGCCGGUUCUGUCGGGAUAGUCCUGGCUGCUGUUGGUCUCUGCGGUUCAGUUCGGGUUGAUGGAGUCCCCCCCGCCCUGAUCUGGACUCCUCCUCUUCCUCCUCCAUCACCAUGCCGAACCGACAGAAGCAGGUUCUGUUCUGCUCCGCCGGCCUCCUGAGCCUCUGCUGCGCCCUGUCGGCUGCCGUCGUCACCGGGCUGCCCUACUGGCUCCGCGGGGUCGUACUCUGUCGAACCGGAGCCGAGCUCGUCAACGCCACCGGAGCCGAACUGGACCAGUUUCUGGGGGAGCUGAGCUACGGGCUGUUCCACGGGGAGAGGGUGAAGCAGUGCGGCCUGGGGGGCAGACCGUCCCGGUUCUCAUUCUUCCCAGACCUGCUGGGUGGAAUCCCGGCCGGCCUCCACGUCACCAUCGUCUUCUUCUGCAGCGCUGUGGUUCUCUUCUCCUCCGUGGCCUCCGGCUUCUUCUUCUUCAACGCCUUCGGGCGGCCCUACGAGACGCUGCAAGGCCCCAUGGGACUUUACCUGUGGACCUGCGUCUGCUGUGCGACCAGCUGCCUGGUUCUGAUCCUGUUUGCCUCUGAGGUGAAGAUCUGCCGCCUCUCUGAGCUCAUCUCCAACUUCAGGGAGGAGAACUUUGUUUUCCAGACGCACUCGGAGCGCUACGACCGCUGCUUCUGGAUCUUCUUCCUCAUCCUCAUCCUCCACGGACUCAACCUGGUUCUGAUCCGGCUCACGGGGAUCGAGUUCCCGUUCCAAGGGAAGAAAGAUGUGGAGCUGAGCGGCGGCGCGGCCGACCUCAUGUACUGAUGGACUCACUGUUGACCAGUCGAAUCAGUCGGAUAAUCAUUGAUUAUUGAUCAGAACCUGAAUGAUUGGAUCAAAACUUGAUGAUCCGACUGAUUCUUUAUAAAUUCUGUUUGUAACUUUUUUUAGAGGAAAAUAAACUUGUUCUGACUAAA
Xiphophorus hellerii (green swordtail) is the source of this 1002-nucleotide messenger RNA. RefSeq names its product clarin 1 (gene clrn1). Bases 152 to 850 code for a protein of 232 amino acids. The record is from RefSeq and is a predicted model, not a curated record. Gene Ontology annotation, biological process: sensory perception of sound; equilibrioception. The transcript is spliced from 3 exons. Lineage: Eukaryota; Metazoa; Chordata; Actinopteri; Cyprinodontiformes; Poeciliidae.